CUAUUUGCAUAACAUCACUUCCCUACUAGCGUCAAAGAAAACACGCUCCAGAAGGUGUAUAUGACACUAAUCGAGAAACGGCGCAAUGUUUUGGAUGAAAACGUACCCUUAGAUUUGGUUGAUAGCUGCCAUUUCGGGUUAUUCGACCAUACACGAACGAUUCAAGAGGUCCAAACGAAGUGCGCAUACAAUUCUAAAAUCUACAGUCAUCACUUUGAAGAAGAUAUUAUGCAUAGACAGUGAGAAAGGACGUGCUGUGACUUCAGGUUGACCAUUGAGCGUUCCAGUUUCAUCUGUGGAAGACGUUUUGCUCUAGAGUGUUGAACAUACUACGUGAUAUGGAGAGACGAAACUGUUGAAAAAAAGACCGGCAUUUUAUUUUUCCUGACCUAGACACAAAUCAUGGAAAGCUGACGGCGAGGACCUUGAGUGACACCCUUGCCAGGGAAGAAAACCCUCUCUUUACAGAGUCAAGGACACUAAGACUCCAUAUCAGACUCUUCCUUCAUCUGCAAAUCAGCUGACCUAAGAGCUGUCAUGGCGGCGUACGGACAGACCCAGUACAGCCCUGCCCUCCAGUCUGCGGGACCCUACACACCGUAUACAUACCACACCCAGGGCUACAGCAUGCCCUCAUACAACAUUAAGACAGAAGAUGGCCUCAGCCACUCUCCAGGACAGAACAGUCUGCUGAGCUACUCCAACUUCAGCAGCACUCCCCCCAGCCAGGGCCUCUACAGCUACUCCACACCCAGUAGCAGUAUUCCUUCUGGGAUUUUCCAGGGAGCCAACCCCAUCACAGGCUCAACUCCAUUCAACCCCACACAACAGGACUUCUCAGCGUACUCUAGCUACAGCCAAAGCCAGUACUCGCCAUACUACAACACACACUACAACAGCCCGUACCUCGCAAGCAGCAACAUCAGCCCUAGUGCCAUCACCACGCCCAUACCCUAUCAGCAUCCAGAACACCCUGCCGUGGUGCCCAAUCACAGCCCUGAGUCCCACCCAGGAGAGUACCAUCCACCCCCUAGCCCCCCCACCCCAGGGAAAGAGCCAGAGGGGGUGCCAGCCAGACGGAGCUCAGACGGGAAACUGAGGGGCAGGAAAAGAGUCAGUGACCCACAGCCUCCCCUGGACUCAGAUAUAGAGCGUGUGUUUGUGUGGGACCUUGACGAGACCAUCAUCAUUUUCCACUCUUUGCUCACAGGGAGCUUCUCCACACGAUUUGGCAAGGACUCGUCCAAGGCAGUGUCGCUGGGGCUGUGGAUGGAGGAGAUGAUCUUCAACUUGGCCGACUCGCGGCUAUUUUUCAACGACCUGGAGGAAUGUGACCAAGUUCAUAUUGAUGACGUGGCGUCAGACGACAAUGGGCAGGACUUGAGCAUGUAUAACUUUGGCACAGACGGGUUCCAGAGCCCUGCGGGUGCCGGUACUCUGUGCCUGGGCUCAGGUGUCCAUGGUGGGGUGGACUGGAUGAGGAAACUAGCCUUCCGCUACCGGAGAGUAAAGGAAAUCUACAACACCUACAAGAACAAUGUGGGAGGUUUGGUGGGCAGUCCCAAGCGGGAGGAAUGGCUGCAGCUGCGGAGGGAGAUGGAGGUCCUGACAGAUCUGUGGCUGACCCAGGCUGUCAAGGCCCUGGCCCUCAUUAACUCCAGACCAAACUGUGUGAAUGUGCUGGUGACCACCACCCAGCUGAUCCCAGCCCUGUCCAAGGUCCUGCUCUAUGGUCUGGGCUCAGCGUUCCCCAUAGAGAACAUCUACAGUGCCACCAAGACAGGGAAAGAGAGCUGCUUUGAGCGUGUGGCCCAGAGGUUCGGCCGGCGAGCAGUGUACGUGGUCAUAGGGGACGGAGUGGAGGAAGAGUCUGUAGCCAAGAAGAAGAACAUGCCUUUCUGGAGAGUGUCGUGCCGGCCUGACCUGGAGGCUCUAAGUCAUGCACUGGAGCUGGACUACCUCUAGUGGGCGCUAUAACAAUCCCAUCAUGCCUUUAGCCAGUUCCUGCCUGGUGAUGCCGCUUCCUGUCCAAUGGACCAAUUGGGUUGAGGGCAGCGACGAUUCACCAACAUACAAAGCAAAGAAUGACGGACCAAUCUUUGUAUCAGCAGGGAAACGCAAUUGUUACUGGAAAUUGUACAUGUGCUUUCACCCGUUCACACAGGGACUUUUACAUGUGAAAGGUAUCCCACUUUGGAACUUUAGAGCGUUGCACUGAAAAUAAUGACCAAGGUCAGGGAUGGGCAACUGGUGGCCUCAGCAGUUUUUCUCUUGUUAUGUCAAUUAGGCCAUAUCAGCUAAAAUGUUUUAGAUUGGUAAGUUUGGCUAGCGGUCAGCUAUCUAAACCAGCAAUCAUGGUUGAAUUACCGGCCGGGGUCCACCAUUGAUUUUGUUAGUCAGUCUCACUCAGAUAUCUUAUUAAAUACUGCAAACAUUUCUCUCCAGCCUAUGGCAAAAUGUGUAGAAUUACAAAAAUGUCGCUGUAAAACAGCAAAUGUUCUUCACUGCCCAUGGCAAAAUGAGUAGAAUUGCAGGAAAUGUGUUACAAAAUUGCUAAAUCUUCUUUCCGCCCCAUGGCAAAAUGUGUAGAAUUGUAGCAAACUUUCUUUAAAGCUCCACAUUUUCACUACGCCCCAUGGCAAAAUGUGUAGAAUUGCACGAAAUGAACUAUAACAUUUUUAAACAAUGUCUCUCCACUGUCAAGAGGAGGGCUGCUAAAAUGCUUUGCUCUCAAUGUGGUUGGUGUGACCCGCAAGCAACUACCAUCCCUCAUAAUGAGUUCAGUUUAUUGUGGCCCCCAGACCCAUCAAAGUUACCCAUCCCUGACCUAGGUGAUCUACAGUUGAAGUCAGAAGUUUACAUACACCUUAGCAAAAUACAUUUAACUCAGUUUGUCACAAGUCCUCGUAAAAAAUCUAUGUCUUAUGUCAGUUAGGAUCACCACUUUAUUUUAAGAAUGUGAAAUGUCAGAAUAAUAGUAGAGAGAAUGAUUUUUUUCAGCUUUUAUUUCUUUCAUC
Oncorhynchus kisutch (coho salmon) is the source of this 3017-nucleotide messenger RNA. Its product is annotated as eyes absent homolog 2. The transcript has 16 exons. The coding region runs from base 538 to 1965 and encodes 475 amino acids. Gene Ontology annotation, cellular component: nucleus. Gene Ontology annotation, biological process: negative regulation of extrinsic apoptotic signaling pathway in absence of ligand; cell differentiation; positive regulation of DNA repair. The record is from RefSeq and is a predicted model, not a curated record. Gene Ontology annotation, molecular function: protein tyrosine phosphatase activity. Lineage: Eukaryota; Metazoa; Chordata; Actinopteri; Salmoniformes; Salmonidae.